CUUCGUGAUAUCAUUUUCUACGACAGGCGUUCGUAUAUUCUGGACAAAUUUAUCAAAAAUAUCUUUCUCGACGGACUUUGGGACUUGUUUCGUGUAUGUCCAGAAAAAUGAGCAACUUGCGUAGAUUCAUAGAUAUUGGGGCCAAUUUGACGGAUUUAAUGUAUAUGGGUAUGUACAAUAAUUCCGCAAAACAUGAGGCAGAUUUGGAGCAAGUUCUAAAAAGGAGUUGGGAUGCUGGUUUGAAAAAAAUAAUAAUUACAGGGGGGAAUUUGGUGGAGAGUGAAAAGGCACUCAAUAUUGCCAAAACUGAUGAAAGACUGUUCACUACAGUAGGUUGUCAUCCCACCAGAUGUUUAGAAUUUGAAGAAAAUCCUACAAAAUAUUUGUCAGACUUGAAAGAGACCGUUCAAAAAGGCGCAGGAAAAGUAGUAGCAAUUGGCGAAUGUGGAUUAGACUAUGAUCGAUUGCAAUUUUGUCCUAAAGAAAUUCAAAAGAAAUAUUUUGAACUACAAUUAGACUUAAGUAAAAGUUUUAAUCUACCAUUGUUUCUUCACUGCAGAAAUGCAGCUGAAGAUUUGAUAGAAAUCCUACACAAACAUCCAGGUUUGCAUGGAGUUGUACAUUCUUUUGAUGGUACAAUCAAAGAAGCAGAGCAAUUUAUGGAAAUGAACUUUUUUAUUGGGUUAAAUGGAUGCUCGUUGAAGACGUCGCAAAAUCUAGACACUGUGUCUAAGCUACCAUGUGACAAAAUAUUACUGGAAACAGACUGCCCUUGGUGUGAAAUCCGACCCACUCAUGCUGGAUUUUCUUUCAUAAACAAAGACAAUCUAGCCACUAGUGUCACAAAAAAAGAAAAGUGGAAACCUGACCACAUGGUAAAAGGUAGAAAUGAGCCAAACAAUAUCAGACAAGUUUUAGACGUUAUUGCUUCUGUUAAAAAGGAAGAUCCGGAUAAGUUGUGUGAACUAAUUUAUGAGAAUACACAGAAGUUAUUUUUUGCAAAUACAAACAACUAA
This is a messenger RNA of Zophobas morio, 1016 nucleotides long. Its product is annotated as deoxyribonuclease TATDN1. Gene Ontology annotation, molecular function: 3'-5'-DNA exonuclease activity. The transcript is spliced from 7 exons. Gene Ontology annotation, cellular component: cytosol. The record is from RefSeq and is a predicted model, not a curated record. Lineage: Eukaryota; Metazoa; Arthropoda; Insecta; Coleoptera; Tenebrionidae. Bases 96 to 1016 code for a protein of 306 amino acids.